Messenger RNA from Drosophila willistoni, 988 nucleotides. Its product is annotated as brachyurin. Gene Ontology annotation, molecular function: serine-type endopeptidase activity. The record is from RefSeq and is a predicted model, not a curated record. The coding region runs from base 74 to 892 and encodes 272 amino acids. Gene Ontology annotation, biological process: proteolysis. Lineage: Eukaryota; Metazoa; Arthropoda; Insecta; Diptera; Drosophilidae. The transcript has a single exon.
AAGUGAUAAGAAUUGAAGAAAAAAGAGAGAAACUCUCUAAUCCCCUCCCAAAACUCACACACACACACACAAAAUGAUUUUCACACUACUCCUGUGCCUGGCAAUGGGUGGAAUCAUAAUGCCCAGCACAUCGGGCUACGCCAUCGGACAAUCGAAAUAUGGAAAAAUUGAAAAAUUCCCAUACCAGGUGAUGCUAAUCGGCAAACAAUUGUGGCGCAAACGCAUCCUAUGCGGUGGAACACUGCUCGAUAAACGCUGGAUACUGACUGCCGCCCAUUGCACAAUGGGCGUAACCCAUUACGACGUCUAUUUGGGCACCAAGAGCGUACAGGAUACUCAGGAAUUGGGUGGACUGGUUAUGCGUUCGAAUAAGUUUAUUGUGCACGAACACUUCAAUCCGGAGACGGCGGCAAAUGACAUAGCUCUGGUCAAAUUGCCCAUGGAUAUAGUGUUCACAUCACGCAUACAGCCUGCGACCUUACCCCGCAAUAGGCAUGAUCAUUUCACCGGAAUGAGUGUGGUUGCCAGUGGUUGGGGUGCCAUGGUCGAGAUGUCCAAUUCCGAUAACAUGCAAUAUACCGAAUUGAAAGUUAUAUCCAAUAUGGAAUGUUCUGAGGAAUAUGAUGUUGUCACGGCCGGUGUUAUGUGUGCCAAGGGACUGAAAGAUGAGACUGUCUGCACCGGAGAUUCCGGUGGUCCAUUGGUAUUGAAAGGUAGCCAAAUGGUUGUUGGCAUCACAAGUUUUGGUCCUGCCGAUGGUUGUGAGACAAAUAUUCCUGGUGGUUUCACUCGAGUUACACACUAUUUGGAUUGGAUUGAUAGGCAAAUUGGUGCCCCUCAACAACAACAUCAUCAUCAUCAUCAUCAAUAUCGCGAUGACAAUCUGAUCUAAGAAAUUCAAUUUGAGAAAUCUCUUGGACUGAAGAAAAUCUCUUUAUAUAGCUUUACAAAACAAACAAUUCUCUAAAGAUCUUGUGAUAUUAUUUUC